ACGCGUUGUUUGGAAAUGGUGGAAGCAAGAUCAAAAAUGCACUUAACAGUUACACUUAUACUGUCUAUACUUUAAACAAUGCGCCAAUAAAAACUAUCAGAUAAAGAUAUCGGCGUAUAAAAUAACUAUAGGCCUACAUUUAUAUAUAUUUAGUACAUUAGCAUAUGCAUAUUUAAUAAUAUUUAUUUAACAAUAGUUUCCCUUGAAAUUGAAACUUAAUUAAUGCUUUAGAAAAUAUUAAAAUAAAAGCUAAUCAUAGGUUUUUUAGUAUCUAAUUUAAAGCUAGUUUUUAACUACUUGAAACUAUAGUAUUCACUAUUCAUUCGAUUAUGCUAGCUUGAAUUAGCUACUCAAAAAAAUAAACACAAUGAUGCGCAAAGAAAAUGGAUUACUAUCAAACUAUGACAGUUUAGCUGAUACUAAUUUGUCUGCUUAUUUUACAAGGCCUCAUAUACGCAAACAUCUGCUUAAAGCUGGUCUUAUAACCAAAGAUGGUUACAUAAUAUCGAAAGAAGACUACAGAAAAAACAUGGCAAAAAAGGAGUAUUUGCAAAUCUUACAACCAAUGCUGGCCCAAACCUUGUUUAAACAGACACUUCAUCUUGAGAGAAUUCGGCAAGCUGAGAUUAAAGCCAAGUUGGAAGUUUUUGCAAAAAUGGAGAGUGCUAGAAGUAGAAGAUUCAAAUCAGCGCGUGAAACUGACAGAGAUGGAGAAGUACAGCCCGUUACCAGAACAAUUUAUGCUCCUGUAUAUUUACACAUUCCCCACACUACAAUAUGUAGAGACAGAGCCAUCAGUGCACAACCAACACAAUGUAGAAGGUCCACUUCUGCGCAUUCUUCUAACUGUAAUAAUGAGAAGCUUGAUGUGUCUGAUGCAGAUGAAGAAACUCCAGGUCAAAUAGCUCAAGUCAAAGUCCACAAUGGCAAUUUAAAAAUAAGUAAACAGCUACGCCAGUUAGAAAAGAGAUCUGUAGAAAAAAUCAAUACAUUGGUUGUUGCCAAGUUUAAUCAAAGACAUGGUCGAAGCAGUAUGGUUUCCCCGUACCUUCAACCUCUUGUUCUACAAAAAUCACAGAAAACGAGCGAUGCCUCACACCACAGCCGACACUCCUGUAAACAUGCUACAGAUUUGCUCCCCCCUGAUGUCUCAAGUGUUAUAAAGUCAGGUCCAACAGAGUUCUUGUAUUUCAAUAGUAAUAUAAUAAUCUCGUAGCUUAUGAAAUCUGUCAAUUGUCUAAAAAUAUAUUGUAAAAUAUUACGUUCAAAUGUUAACAUGGUGAGAUUCCUCUGUUAUUUCAUCAAAUUCAGUCAAUUACAAAAAAAAAUAAUAAUAAUUCAAUCUUACAUAAUUAUGCCUUAUAUGUUAAAAUAUCAGACCUCUGUU
This is a messenger RNA of Physella acuta, 1387 nucleotides long. RefSeq lists its product as uncharacterized. Lineage: Eukaryota; Metazoa; Mollusca; Gastropoda; Physidae. The record is from RefSeq and is a predicted model, not a curated record.